Suillus subalutaceus is the source of this 307-nucleotide messenger RNA. RefSeq lists its product as uncharacterized. The coding region runs from base 58 to 276 and encodes 72 amino acids. NCBI's taxonomy places the organism in Eukaryota, Fungi, Basidiomycota, Agaricomycetes, Boletales, Suillaceae. The record is from RefSeq and is a predicted model, not a curated record. The transcript has 6 exons.
GCUGACUGAACGCGUCCCUGAUCCCUUGACAGUAUCCAUAUAGUUAUCGCUCCAAAGAUGAGGAGAUGUGGUCCACAUUACACCUUUUGCCUUCUGGGUCAUCAACAUUGGAGAAAGUCAUGCAGCUUGGUUCUGCUGCUAUCAUUAUCUUUGAACACACUUUCCAUCUUUUGCAACAGCAACGCCAUCCUGAGCAGGAGUCCGUUCACCCUCUUCAUGUUGCUCUUCAGCAGUACAUGGCGUCUCCCAAUGCAGCUGCUGUCAGGGAAGCUCUGAGCCCUGCCGCCCACACAUAUGAAACAAGUUU